Exserohilum turcica Et28A is the source of this 573-nucleotide messenger RNA. RefSeq lists its product as uncharacterized. Lineage: Eukaryota; Fungi; Ascomycota; Dothideomycetes; Pleosporales; Pleosporaceae. Bases 1 to 573 code for a protein of 190 amino acids. The transcript has a single exon. Gene Ontology annotation, molecular function: 4 iron, 4 sulfur cluster binding. The record is from RefSeq and is a predicted model, not a curated record.
AUGCCCCUGUCUCAGUCAACUACUUUUCCUCGCGCGAGUGCAACUACUCGUGCGGCUUCUGCUUUCCACACGGCAACCUCAUCGUACAUUCUGCCGUGGGACCAAGUCAAGCAGGGGCUAAAACUGCUCGCAGAAGCCGGGAUGCGCAAGCUAAACAUGGCAGGCGGCGAACCGUUUCUACAUGCGCAGCUGCUCUCCUGCGUGCUGCGCUACUGCAAAACAGAGCUCCGACUCGAAAGCACCAGCAUCGUCAGCAACGGCAGCAAGAUGCGGGAGUCGUGGAUGAGGGGAAAUGCGCGGUGCCGCAAAUACAACGUCAAGUUCAAGCUCAACACGGUAGUCAACGCGUACAACUGGGACGAAGACAUGGCGGCGCAAGUAGCAGCGUUGGCGGCGUUCCGGUGGAAAGUAUUCCAGUGCCUGAUUGAUAAGGGCUCGUGUGGGAUGAGGAAGAGCGGGUCGAUUCUGCAUGUCGGUGUCCGCGAGGCUAUGAAGCAGGCUGUGUGGGAUACAAAGUCUUUUGUGCAGCGUGGCGGCAUUUACAAGUGGGGGAGAGCACAUGUGAAGUUCUAG